Messenger RNA from Puma concolor (puma), 2003 nucleotides. Lineage: Eukaryota; Metazoa; Chordata; Mammalia; Carnivora; Felidae. The record is from RefSeq and is a predicted model, not a curated record.
AUGGGGGAGGAGGAGGAGGAGAAGCGCAGAAAAGGAGGACAUUUCAAGCGGCGGGAGCACGAGAGGCAGGAAAGACAAGGUAGUAUCGGGCACCGGGAAGACAUCACUAUGCCUGGAAAAUUAAAACAUAAGGCCAAUCAGCCUCCGCAGGGGCGGGACGCAGAGUGUGAGGGGCGGCAGCAACACAGUCGAGGCCGCUUCUUCUCGCGAGCCUUGCCGCCGUUGCUCCUUAGCCGCCCACGGCCCGGAGUGAAGAUCUCGCGAGGCUUGGGCGCUGCGGCGGUAGGAGGAGGACGGAGAAGGACGGAGUCUAGCUGUUGCUGCCUCCCUCGCUCACUCCUUCGCGCACUCGCCCGCCCCCUCCCUCCCUCCCCUCCCUUCCCCGGCCCCGGCUCCGGCCCCGGCCCCGGCCCAUUCGCUGUUCGGUCUUCCGCAGGGAGGAUGUCGGGCUCGUCGCUGCCCAGCGCCCUGGCCCUCUCUCUGUUGCUGGUCUCCGGCUCCCUCCUCCCAGGGCCAGGCGCCGCUCAGAACGCUGGGUUUGUCAAGUCGCCCAUGUCAGAAACUAAGCUCACUGGGGACGCCUUUGAGCUGUACUGUGACGUGGUCGGGAGCCCCACGCCAGAGAUCCAGUGGUGGUACGCAGAAGUCAACCGGGCAGAGUCUUUCAGACAGCUGUGGGACGGUGCUCGGAAGCGCCGUGUCACCGUAAACACCGCCUACGGGUCAAACGGCGUGAGUGUGCUGAGAAUAACCCGGCUCACCUUGGAGGACUCUGGGACUUACGAGUGCAGGGCCAGCAACGACCCCAAGAGGAAUGACUUGAGGCAAAAUCCCUCCAUAACAUGGAUUCGAGCCCAGGCCACCAUAAGCGUCCUUCAGAAGCCACGGAUUGUCACCAGUGAAGAGGUCAUUCUUCGAGACAGCCCUGUUCUUCCCGUCACUCUGCAGUGUAACCUCACUUCCAGCUCUCACACCCUUACAUACAGCUACUGGACAAAGAAUGGGGUAGAGCUGACUGCCACUCGCAAGAAUGCCAGCAACAUGGAAUACAGGAUCAAUAAGCCGAGAGCUGAGGAUUCAGGCGAAUACCACUGUGUAUAUCACUUUGUCAGUGCUCCUAAAGCAAAUGCCACCAUUGAAGUGAAAGCUGCUCCUGACAUCACUGGCCACAAACGGAGCGAGAACAAGAAUGAAGGGCAAGAUGCCAUGAUGUAUUGCAAAUCAGUUGGCUACCCGCACCCAGAGUGGAUCUGGCGCAAGAAGGAGAAUGGUAUGCCCAUGGACAUUGUCAAUACCUCUGGCCGCUUCUUCAUCAUCAACAAGGAAAAUUAUACUGAGCUGAACAUCGUGAAUCUCCAGAUCGCGGAAGACCCUGGCGAGUAUGAAUGUAAUGCUACCAACUCCAUUGGCUCUGCCUCCGUUGUCACCAUCCUCAGGGUACGGAGCCACCUGGCCCCACUCUGGCCUUUUUUGGGAAUUCUGGCUGAAAUCAUCAUCUUGGUGGUGAUCAUUGUUGUGUAUGAGAAGAGGAAGAGGCCAGAUGAAGUUCCUGAUGACGAUGAACCAGCUGGGCCAAUGAAAACCAACUCUACCAACAAUCACAAAGAUAAAAACUUGCGCCAGAGAAACACAAAUUAAAUACUGCUUAUAAUUCCUGUCCACGAAGUUUGGCAGGGAGAGGCAUGUAACUAUCACCACAGAGAAGACACGGACAUUACCAUACCUCUCCACCUCCCGCCGAAAAUUUCUUCAUGCUGCCUACACUCUUAUGUCAAACAACCCCUGGCAAGCAACCGCUGAUCUGUUCUCCAUUACUCUGUAGCUUUACCUUUUCCAGAAUGUCAUAAAUGGAAGUUCUAUAAUGUCAAGCAUUUUUUCACAUGCUUAUUUGCCACCUGUAUGACUUCUUUGGUAACUUGCAGUGUUUUAAACCAGCUGAGGGGCGCCUGGGUGGCUCAGUCAGUUAAGUGUCCCAACUCUUGAUUUCAGCUCACGUCAUGAUC